Molecule: messenger RNA, 1149 nt
Organism: Selaginella moellendorffii
Lineage: Eukaryota; Viridiplantae; Streptophyta; Lycopodiopsida; Selaginellales; Selaginellaceae
Product: (+)-germacrene D synthase-like
Exons: 1
Coding region: 1-1047 (348 amino acids)
Source: RefSeq, a predicted model, not a curated record
AUGGCUGUUUCAUCCAUUGUGAGCAUUUUUGCAGCGGAGAAAAGCUAUUCCAUUCCACCAGUGUGUAAACUCCUUGCCUCUCCAGUGCUGAAUCCUCUGUACGAUGCAAAGGCCGAGUCUCAGAUCAAUGCGUGGUGCGCCGAGUUUCUGAAGUUGCAACCUGGAAGCGAGAAAGCUGUCUUUGUUCAAGAAAGCAGGCUUGGAUUGCUCCCGGCUUAUGGUUACCCCAGCAUUCCAUACGAGAAGAUUGUUCCGGUUGCAAAGUUCUUCGCUUGGUACUUUCAUGCAGAUGACAUUCUGGAUAGCCCGGAGAUCUCCUCGUCGGACAUGAGGAAUGUGGCAACUGCAUACAAGAUGGUUUUAAAGGGAAAAUUCGACGAGGCCACGCUUCCAGUGAAAAAUCCGGAGCUGCUGAGGCAAAUGAAGAUGUUAUCUGAGGUCUUGGAAGAAUUGUCCCUCCAUGUAGUGGAUGAAUCAGGCCGAUUCGUGGAUGCUCUGACCAAGGUGAUCGACAUGUUUGAGAUUGAAUCGAGCUGGCUUCGCAAGCAAAUCAUUCCCAACUUGGAUACAUACCUCUGGCUGAGAGAGAUCACAUCUGGUGUGGCUCCUUGCUUUGCUCUGAUUGAUGGUUUGCUGCAACUUAGGCUGGAGGAGCGUGGCGUGCUGGAUCAUCCUCUCAUACGCAAGGUUGAGGAGAUUGGGACGCACCACAUUGCGCUCCACAAUGACAUGAUCUCGUUCAGGAAGGAGUGGGCGAAAGGAUACUACCUCAACGCCGUGCCCAUUCUCGCCAGCAAUUGUAAGUGUGGCUUGAACGAGGCAAUUGGCAAGGUUGCGAGCAUGGUGGAGGAUUUGGAGAAGGAUUUCGCCCAGACAAAGCAUGAGAUCGUUUCAAGUGGGCUUGCCAUGAAGCAAGGAGUCAUGGACUAUGUGGACGGGAUAGAGGUGUGGAUGGCCGGAAGCGUAGAAUGGGCAUGGACGAGCGCUAGAUACCAUGGAAUUGGGUGGAUCCCUCCUCCAGAAAAAUCAGCGACCUUCCAACUCUAGAUUGUUGCUCAAAUAGUAAAUAAUAAUUUCUCUCAUGGAGUGUUUUAGAAAUUCAUAUCUAAGCAGUGUUUUCGUCCUGAACAAGCAAAUUGAAAUGCACGG